Messenger RNA from Anopheles nili, 2565 nucleotides. It is a transcript of the gene Nnp-1, whose product is annotated as ribosomal RNA processing protein 1 homolog. NCBI's taxonomy places the organism in Eukaryota, Metazoa, Arthropoda, Insecta, Diptera, Culicidae. The transcript is spliced from 3 exons. Bases 33 to 2306 code for a protein of 757 amino acids. Gene Ontology annotation, cellular component: preribosome, large subunit precursor; nucleus; preribosome, small subunit precursor. Gene Ontology annotation, biological process: rRNA processing. The record is from RefSeq and is a predicted model, not a curated record.
CACCAAGGAUAUUGUCAUAAGCGAACGAAGUGAUGGUGGUCAAAGACGAGUCCACGGCAACGCAAAACGCUGCUGCAAAUGCCACGAUGAAUUCUUCUUCCGAUAAAGCAUCAAUAAUCGCUCAGGAGAUAAAAUUCGCCCGAGCGCUUGCUGGUAACGAUGCCACACUACGCCGUCGAGUGUUGAAGAACCUUAAAACUUGGCUCAAUACCCGCAGCCAGAGCACAUUCGCUUUCAGCGAUGCAGAUUUUUUACGUCUUUGGAAGGGACUGUUCUACUGUAUGUGGAUGUCCGAUAAACCAUUGGUGCAGGAAGAGCUGGCGGAAUCACUCGGAUCGCUAGUGGGAUGCUUCAGCCACAAUGUUCCGGUGGCAAUGCAGUUUUUCAAAGCCUUCAUGGUGACAAUGGGAAACGAGUGGUUUGGGCUCGACCGCUGGCGAAUGGACAAAUUCAUGAUGCUCGUUCGACGCGUUACGCGUCAUGCGUUGCUGGCAAUUCACGAAAACGGAUGGCAAACGGAGGAUGUGGAUAAGUUUGCACAAACUAUCGAAGCGACCAUCCUAGAUCGCGGCGCGAUGUCUUACGGUUUAAUGAACCACUUUAAUGAUUUGAUCCUGAAUGAGAUUGCUAAAGUCAGCGAAGGAGAAAUCCCAACGUCGGUGGUGACACAGAUUCUUGAAGUGUACAUACGAUGCAUGCUGAAAACUGAUGACUCUACGGUAUGCUCGUCGAUCAAGAAGAACAUAUUUCACGCGCUGAUGCAACAAUCGGAGUUGGGUCAGAUGUACGAGGAAAAAUUCCAGAUGUGGAAGAACAGAAAUUUCGUUACCGGAAACAUUGACAACGUAGAAUUUCAUGUUAGUGACGACGAUGAAGAAGAAAAUGACGAAGGAGUGAUGGACACGAAGGAAGCUGCGGAAGAAAAUCAAAAAGAUGAAAAAGAAAAUUCGAAACAACCAUCCGAAGGCAAGGACGACGAUGUGAUGAAAAAAAUAAUUGAGGAUGAUGGAUUCGGUGAGGACGAGGAGGAAACAUCGAAUGAAGAUACAGCGAAGGUGUACGAUCCUCGUGCCGGUAAAGUGAACGUUGAUAUUCCUCAAAUCAUGUUCGAUCCACAGCAGGUCGUCGCGCUUUUCGAAAAAUACUGCUACAAAUCCUUCGUGACGACGAAAGCCAGGAAAAGAGUGGUUCAACUGGUAAAGCAAUUCAAAAAGUUUGCUGCUGGAGAGUUCCCGUUGGGUAUUAAGCGCGUUCCCAGCAUCAAACCUAGCGAUUAUGCCGUUAACAUUAAUGAGAAGGUCAUAGAAAUUGAAAACUUUCGCAAGGAGCUGUUUGGGGAGAAGCGAAAGAGUCUAAAAGAACGUAAAAAAGAAAAACGGCUUCUGAAGAAACAACAGCGCGAACAAAAUGCAGCCAAAAAGCAGUUGCAGGCUACCCCCGGCGAUGAAGACAACGAUACGCCAGUGGAUGAAGUAGAUAUUCCUGCAGAUGACUGUAAUGCAGCAGCAGAGGCCGAUAAUAUAGCAGCCACCACAAAUCAAAGUAAAAAGCUUGGCAAAAAACAAGACAAGUUGCGCAAAACAAGUUCAGCAAAGGCAAGAAAACAAAUCAAACUUGAUCUAUUGCAGCGUAGGAAGGAUGAAAAGAUGAAGUUACUUAAGGAGCGACUAAAGAAAAGAAAGGAUGCGGAACAGGCUAAACAAUUGGGUGCAGUAACGACUUCUUCGACAAACGGGUUCGCUAAGGGCACAUUUAUAGAUAACGCAUCGGCAGUGAUUAAAAAAGAAAAGAAAUCUAAAACGCAAGACGCAACAGUCGAACAACGAAAAACAAAAGAAGUAAUGGCAGCUGCAUCUGUUACAUCCGCAAAGAAAAAACAACAAUCGAAUGGAAAGGACACAGUGAACAGCAAACCUUUCCAAACGGUGGACGAGUGGUCGGAACCGCUUAAGGAAGGAGAGCAAGAAUAUUUUAUUCCUUCUCGAAAAGCGAAAUCGGUUGAGAAAGCCAGCAAGGUAGCUAUAAAGGCAAAAACGCAAGUAACCAAACGCACCUUAAAGAGAGUGUCAAACGAGGUGGUAGCUGCAACAGAAACAAACGAACCGAUUACACCUGGAAGAAAACGCGUCAAGAUUGCACUAAAUAAAAAUGUGGCACAGGAUCUGGUGGAGCAUAUCAAGCAGGUAAAAAGUUCACCACAGCUGCCGUUUGAUUCGAGAAAAAAACCAUCUAAAAGUCUCCUGAAGCCGAAUCUUAUACCAAGUCCUAUAAAUCCGUUCUACAAGAAAAAGAUUGGUUUGAAAUGAAGCAGCCCAUUGAAUCGAUGAUGAUCCAUGCUGGAGUUAGGAAACAGUGCAUUGCGUGUUUAAUGCAAAAAGUGUAGUAAUUGUUUCAUGUUCAAAUAAAAUUAAUUAAUGCCAACAUAUCUCAUUGCAUUGCUAUCUUUUACUUAUUUGACCUCUCAUAGGCGAACUAACUAUGUCACGCUGCCAUGGCCAGAUUACUAAAUGAUUUCCAGUUUGCUCAGCGCACAGAUGUAGUUUUUUAUCACCGACUGCAUCCAGU